AGUCGCCAAGCACUCUGCAGCCGAUCGCGCACUGGAGCUCCAGCCGCGGCGCGUAGAGGUGGUGCCGGAGCGCGAGGCGCGCAAAGGGACGGUAGCCGUGGGACAGCGCCCACCCAGCAGCCUCCCCAGAGCAGCUGCCGCGGGAGCCCCGCAGCUUCGCGGAGGACCCGCAUCCCGGAUCGUCCCCGGAGAGGGAGAACGACGAGGCGGCUGAGUGCUGCCCGGCAAGCUGGAGACUAUGGCCAAAAUGGAGGUGAAAACGUCACUUCUGGACAAUAUGAUUGGAGUUGGAGAUAUGGUUCUUUUAGAACCUCUCAAUGAGGAGACCUUUAUCAACAACCUCAAGAAGCGCUUUGACCAUAAUGAAAUAUACACAUACAUUGGAAGUGUGGUUAUAUCUGUUAACCCUUACCGGUCAUUGCCCAUUUAUUCACCAGAGAAAGUGGAAGAUUACAGGAAUAGAAAUUUUUAUGAACUGAGCCCUCACAUCUUUGCCCUGUCAGAUGAAGCGUACAGAUCCCUGCGAGAUCAAGAUAAAGACCAGUGUAUUCUCAUUACCGGGGAAAGCGGAGCAGGAAAAACAGAGGCCAGCAAGCUUGUCAUGUCCUACGUAGCAGCUGUUUGUGGAAAAGGAGCAGAAGUUAAUCAAGUCAAAGAACAGCUUUUACAGUCCAACCCAGUCCUGGAAGCGUUUGGAAAUGCCAAGACUGUAAGGAAUGACAACUCCUCUAGAUUUGGCAAAUAUAUGGAUAUUGAAUUUGAUUUUAAAGGCGAUCCACUGGGAGGAGUGAUUAGUAACUAUCUUUUAGAGAAAUCUCGAGUUGUUAAGCAGCCAAGGGGUGAAAGAAACUUCCAUGUUUUCUAUCAGCUGCUCUCUGGUGCCUCUGAAGAACUCCUCAAUAAACUUAAACUCGAGCGGGAUUUCAGCAGAUACAACUACCUGAGUCUGGACUCUGCCAAAGUUAAUGGAGUGGAUGAUGCAGCAAAUUUUAGAACCGUUAGGAAUGCUAUGCAGAUUGUGGGUUUUAUGGACCAUGAGGCUGAGGCUGUCUUGGAGGUGGUGGCCGCAGUGUUGAAACUGGGGAACAUUGAGUUCAAACCUGAAUCUCGAGUGAAUGGUUUAGAUGAAAGCAAAAUCAAAGAUAAAAAUGAGUUAAAAGAAAUUUGUGAGUUGACUGGCAUUGACCAGUCAGUUCUAGAACGAGCAUUCAGUUUCCGAACCGUUGAGGCCAAGCAAGAGAAAGUUUCAACUACACUGAACGUGGCUCAGGCGUAUUAUGCCCGUGAUGCUCUGGCUAAAAACCUCUACAGCAGGUUGUUUUCAUGGUUGGUAAAUCGAAUCAAUGAAAGCAUUAAGGCACAAACAAAAGUGAGAAAGAAGGUCAUGGGUGUUUUGGACAUUUAUGGCUUUGAAAUUUUUGAGGACAACAGCUUUGAGCAGUUCAUUAUUAAUUAUUGUAAUGAAAAGCUGCAACAAAUCUUCAUUGAACUUACUCUCAAAGAGGAGCAGGAGGAGUAUAUACGGGAGGACAUAGAAUGGACUCACAUUGACUACUUCAAUAAUGCUAUCAUUUGUGACCUAAUAGAAAAUAACACGAAUGGAAUCCUGGCCAUGCUGGAUGAAGAGUGCUUGAGGCCUGGCACAGUUACCGAUGAGACCUUCUUAGAAAAGCUGAACCAAGUCUGUGCCACCCACCAGCACUUUGAGAGCAGGAUGAGCAAGUGCUCUCGGUUCCUAAAUGACACGUCCCUGCCUCACAGCUGUUUCAGAAUUCAGCAUUACGCUGGCAAGGUGCUGUACCAGGUGGAAGGAUUUGUUGACAAAAACAAUGACCUUCUCUAUCGAGACCUGUCCCAAGCCAUGUGGAAAGCUGGCCACACCCUUAUCAAGUCUUUGUUCCCCGAAGGGAACCCUGCCAAGAUCAACCUGAAAAGGCCUCCUACAGCCGGCUCACAGUUCAAGUCCUCUGUGGCCACUCUGAUGAAAAACCUGCAGACCAAGAAUCCAAACUACAUUAGAUGUAUCAAACCGAAUGAUAAAAAGGCAGCACACAUCUUCAAUGAGGCUCUAGUAUGUCAUCAGAUCAGGUACCUGGGUCUUUUGGAGAAUGUCCGAGUGAGGAGGGCAGGCUACGCCUUCAGGCAGGCCUAUGAACCUUGCCUAGAAAGAUACAAAAUGCUUUGUAAACAAACAUGGCCUCAUUGGAAAGGACCAGCAAGGGCUGGUGUGGAGGUUCUGUUUAAUGAAUUAGAGAUUCCUGUGGAAGAAUACUCUUUUGGUAGAUCAAAGAUAUUCAUCCGAAACCCAAGAACAUUAUUCAAAUUAGAAGACCUGAGGAAGCAAAGGCUCGAGGACUUGGCCACUCUCAUUCAGAAGAUUUAUCGGGGGUGGAAAUGCCGCACACACUUCCUGCUAAUGAGAAAAAGCCAAAUUGUGAUUGCUGCCUGGUACAGGAGAUACUCUCAACAAAAGAGGUAUCAACAGAUAAAGAGUUCUGCCUUGGUAAUUCAGUCUUAUAUCCGGGGUUGGAAGGCCAGAAAAAUCCUGCGGGAACUGAAGCAUCAAAAGCGCUGUGAGGAAGCAGCCACCACCAUUGCUGCGUACUGGCAUGGUACCCAGGUACGUAGGGAGUACAGGAAAUUCUUCAGAGCCAAUGCUGGAAAGAAAAUUUAUGAAUUUACAAUUCAGAGAAUUAUGCAAAAAUACUUCUUGGAAAUGAAAAAUAAGAUGCCUUCCUUAUCUCCAAUAGACAAGAAUUGGCCAUCAAGACCUUACGUGUUCUUGGAUUCUACUCACAAAGAGCUAAAAAGGAUUUUCCACUUGUGGAGGUGUAAAAAAUACAGGGACCAAUUCACAGACCAGCAGAAACUUAUUUAUGAAGAGAAACUAGAAGCCAGUGAACUCUUCAAAGACAAGAAGGCUUUAUACCCAUCUAGUGUUGGGCAGCCAUUCCAAGGGGCUUACCUGGAAAUCAACAAGAAUCCCAAGUAUAAGAAACUCCAAGAUGCCAUUGAAGAAAAGAUUAUCAUUGCUGAAGUUGUGAACAAAAUUAACCGUGCAAAUGGGAAGAGUACAUCCCGGAUUUUCCUCUUAACAAAUAAUAAUCUCCUUCUUGCUGAUCAAAAGUCUGGACAAAUCAAGUCAGAAGUUCCCCUGGUGGAUGUGACCAAAGUAUCAAUGAGCUCACAAAAUGAUGGCUUCUUCGCCAUCCACCUCAAAGAGGGCUCCGAAGCAGCUAGUAAAGGAGACUUUCUCUUCAGUAGUGAUCACCUGAUUGAAAUGGCCACCAAGCUCUAUCGGACGACUCUCAGCCAAACCAAACAGAAGCUCAAUAUUGAAAUUUCUGAUGAGUUCCUCGUGCAGUUCAGACAGGAUAAAGUAUGUGUGAAGUUUAUUCAGGGCAACCAGAAAAAUGGGAGUGUCCCAACGUGCAAACGAAAAAACAACCGUCUCCUUGAAGUCGCUGUUCCUUAACUGGUGCCUCCUCUCUGCUUUCAUGGACUUGUUUCUUUGUAAUAGUGCAAUUUGGUUUUGUUUUAUUUGGGGUUCAUUGUAUGUUUGGGAAUUGUCAAAGGCUAAUACCGUUAAAGUCCCUUGGCAAAAUAAAACUAUUUGACUAAUCAAUUUUUAUUAUUGGAAUAGUUUUAACCUUUAAAGUGCACAUUCUGUCCUGGGACAGGAUUGUAGAAACUAACAGUGUCUAUGCCAUGUCAUGUGUGUUCUUUGUUUAGUCAUCAUGUUAGGUCUGUGUACCCUAAAUCAACAUAUUACUCAUAAAUCGUUAAUACAUCUAAGUGUAGGAAAUGGUCCUAAAAGAUAGUACCUUCACUCAUCCAAUAUUUAUGGAAUGCCUGCUCUGUGCUAGGCACUGUACUAAAUGGUUUGAAAAGCUAUGAGGAACUUGUUCUAUUUUGAAGGCCACUGCAUUCUGGCUGGUUUGUGCUGGCUUUACUAUGGCUAAGAGGGCUUGAAAAUGUUGAGACCAAAACAGUAACUGUUGAUGAUGGACAGCGUGAUUUAGAAAUCCUGUAGUGUGACUUUAACAAUAUACUUCAAAAAGGGCUGGUCCUAGGAAGUAGAAUUAUAUGACUGGGUAAAAUGGCUCUACGUGUGAUUUCUAUUUGAAAAGAAAAAAACUGACCUUUGAACAGGACUUUUAAUUUGUGUAGAUCUCUUGUAAUUGCUUAGAAAACAGAUUCAUUCUUAUUUUAGAAAAAGUGACAGAAGCAGUCCACUAAGGUUAUAUUUUCCUGUUUCUGGUAAACAUCAUAUAUGAUCCUACAUAUGCUAAUAUCUACAGAGUGUUGUUUUCACCCAAAUUUGAAUAAGUACUUCAAACAGCUAAUAAUACAGUGAGGGCUGAAAGCCUUUCAGAUAGAGGCAAACAUUCUAUACAAUGUGCAAUAAACAUCCAAGAUCUUUUUUGAAAGUUUUAUUUAUAGUAAACAUUUUGUAUGAGAGAGGUGAUCGGUACAGGGUGCAUAUUUUAAUCAAGGAUCAAAAUUGUUUGUGUUAAUUUGCAGGACUUUUUUCUUUUUCUCCUUCAAAUUUAUAAUAAGGAUUCAUUUUGGAAGCUACUUUUUAAACUUUGGAAUCAAAUUUCUUCUUAUUUGGGAGGAUAAUGUAUAUACAAUGGUAUGUUAAAUAAUAAAACUGUUCUAAUUUGGUGCCAUUUCCUGGAUCACAACUGUAUUUUUGUACUUCAAGCUAUUUUCUUAUGUUGUGUGUCAAUAUAUUGUUGCACAGAAAGGCUUUGCACUCCAAACAUUUCAUGCUCUCUGUAUAAUUGAAUUUCACUUAUCGUUUAUAAACCAGAAACAAUCGUUGAAAGUAUUUUCUGGGGAUUUUCUUUUAAUUUUUGUACUUAAAAAUAUUGCUUCCAUAAAGAAAUUCUCA
Molecule: messenger RNA, 4897 nt
Organism: Rhinolophus ferrumequinum (greater horseshoe bat)
Lineage: Eukaryota; Metazoa; Chordata; Mammalia; Chiroptera; Rhinolophidae
Gene: MYO1B
Product: myosin IB
Exons: 29
Coding region: 239-3475 (1078 amino acids)
Biological process (GO): actin filament organization; vesicle transport along actin filament
Cellular component (GO): brush border; cytoplasm; microvillus
Molecular function (GO): microfilament motor activity; actin filament binding; ATP binding
Source: RefSeq, a predicted model, not a curated record